Messenger RNA from Microcebus murinus (gray mouse lemur), 5176 nucleotides. It is a transcript of the gene PRMT2IP, whose product is annotated as chromosome 6 C15orf39 homolog. Lineage: Eukaryota; Metazoa; Chordata; Mammalia; Primates; Cheirogaleidae. The record is from RefSeq and is a predicted model, not a curated record.
CCAGGCUGGACAUUUUAUUAUCUCCACGUCUCAAUGAGGAAACCAGGCUCAGAGAGGCCAAGCAACUCAUCCAAAGUCACACAGCUCCUAAGUAACAGUCUGGGGACCCCAAAGUCACUACUCCUCACAAUAGGAAGGGGUUGUUAUUAUUUUUUGCCAGCCUGUUUCCUUCCUCCUUGCCCUCCCUCCCUGCCUGUUAUCAUCUGCCCAGUGAGUUUGCAUCAUUACUAGGGCCCAGGGGUCCAAUUAGGGGGCUCCCCCAGGGAAGCUGACUGAGGCAAUCCCUGCCCCAAGGGGGCCUCCCUGAGCUGAAGUUUUAAUUAGCUGUCACUGCUCUUCCUGAGAUUCUGAUCUGUCUGUGGCUCCACCAGCCCAGGCUGGCCUUGAGGCAGGAGGCAGGACUGACUUCCAAGCCUGCAGCUCAGUGGAGCUGCCCAUCAGGGAGGGAGGGUCUGGCUGGGCCUCUGUCCUGCCUCAGCAUUACCUCAUUUAAUCCAGUAAAUGGAUUAAUAAAAUUAAUGGAUCAUGUGACUUAAUCCAUUAAAUGGACUAAAUAAACGAGUUAAUAUUUGUAAAGCAUUUAAAACAGCACCUGGUACAAGGUAAAGGCUAUGUGAGUGUUUGCUAAAUUAAAACAAGCCAUCGGGGACUGGGGAGCAAGAGACUGGGGUAGAGGGCAGGGCUAUGCUUGGACAUGAGGUGACACAUACCUGGGUCACCUGGCAAUGGUGGGUGGCCCAUGUGUGGGCUGCGGGCAUCUGUAAUGCUUGUAAUCCUGCCCCCGGCGAUAUGGGAUGCUUGGGGCUGCGCGUGCAGCUGGCUUGGAGGGCACGCACAAGUACUGAGGGGCCACUGCCAGUGCCACACUGUGCUGCCACACAUUGCGCGCUGCUCACGAGACGGGGCCAGCACCCCACGUGAGAGCCGAGGCAUGGAUGUGUCCAAGAUUACACAGCCAUGCAGAGGCAGAGUAGGAUUUAGAUCCCAAGUCUGGGCUCUGUACACUGGGAAAUCUAGUUCCCUGUGUCACCCACCACGGGCCAUACCUGCAGACCCCAAAGGGGGAAAAGUGCCCCUCUCUGCUCCCACUCAGCCUCCCCUCAAGCUCCAGGAAACCUGAGGGGUCUGAGCGUGGCUGUUUGUGUUGAGGACUCAAGACCCCUUCCCUGGGGUGGGGCUGUGGGUCUAGGCUGAGAUGGUGUCAGUUUCUGAAGCAUCACCCCACCCCUCCUGGGAGCAAGAGGCCUCCUGGCCAUGACCCCAGCCCCACCCCACUGGGCUGCUUGCCUCCAUCUCAGCCCUCAGCCCCCAGCCACAGCCGCUGUGCCAGCCCUGAGCCGAAGCCAAGCCCUCCUUGGACGCGGUUGCCUGGUAACCAGUCCUAGGUGACAGAAACCCCAGCGGGCCGCUAAUGAGGGGGCAGCAGCCAACCACCUGGCUAGACCCUGCGGCCCUAGCCAGCCUUAGGAAGGCUUUGAUGACAGUCCACCUGGCCUGCCCCCACGAACACAGCCUGAGUCAACCCUGUGCCGAGUGCAGGAGUCCCAGCCCAACGGCAGCGGGGGCCCUGCCCUGCAGGAAGCACCUCUCCAGUCGAGGAGGGAAGCCAGGCUUGCCACUGUGCAAUUUUAGCACAUGGAGCUGAGGCUCGGAUGGAGACAAGUUCAGAGUGCUAUGGGGCCUCAGAAGAGAUGACUAAACCCAGCCUGGAGUUCAGGGAAGCCUUCCUGGAGGAAGGGGCCUGAGAUAAGCCUUAAAGGUCAACAGGAGUUAGUAAAGAAAGCCAGUGUCCAGCCCCUCCUCUUCAGCUCCAGCUGCUUUGUGACUCUUGGAACCUGCAGCCUCAGGCCCGGCUAGAAAGGACCGGCGGCCUGGCCGAGCUGGAGGAUGCGGUCGCCGCUGCGGCCCCGGGGAGCGGCGGCGGGAAGCCCGGCGUCCUGCAGGUCGGCGGUUGAGUAGCGAGGACCCCAGGGGCUUGAAGCCUUCACCGCGAUGGCGGAGAAGCGGCCACUGGGGACUCUGGGGCCUGUGAUGUAUGGCAAGCUGCCCCGCCUGGAGGCAGACUCGGGGUCUGGGCACAGCCUGCUCCCCGCUGCUGGAAGCCAGGACCGCUGCAGCUAUAAGGAAGCCUACUUCUCCUGUCCCAUGGCGGGUACUCCCAAGGCAGGGUCUGAGCGGAUGGCAUCCUGGGCCCCAUACCCACCACUGUACACCCCCAGCAUGGCAGGCCCUCCACUUCGGACAGACAGCCUGCUGACCAACUGCCUGCUCUACCGCUCACCAGCAGAAGGCCCUGAGAAGAUGCAGGACUCCAGCCCUGUUGAGCUCCUGCCCUUCAGUCCCCAGGCUCAUUCCUACCCAGGCCCGCCACUGGCAGCGCCCAAACCUGUCUACCGAAAUCCUCUGUGUUAUGGGCUCUCCACUUGCCUGGGGGAAGGGGCAGCAAAGAGGCCACUGGACGUUGAUUGGACACUGGUGACUGGGCCUCUGUUGCCCUCAGCUGACCCACCUUGUUCUCUGGCCCCGGCUCCUGGCAAGGGCCAGUCCCUGGAUGGCACCUUCUUGCGUGGGGUGCCAGCUGAAGGGUCCAGCAAAGACUCCUCGGUGAGCUUCUCCCCAUGCCAAGCAUUCCUGGAGAAGUACCGGACCAUCCACAGCACAGGCUUCCUGGCCUCCAAGUAUACAAGUCCUUACUCUGGGGACCCCAAACAAGCGAUGUCCAAGGGGCCUUCCAGUCCUUGGACCCAGCCAGCCCAGCCCCUGGGGCCACCCUGCCAGGAAGUCAUGCCCACCCACUACCCACUGCCCCCACCCCCACAGGCACUGCCUUGCCCUCCAGCCUGUCACCACCCAGAGAAGCAGGGCAGCUACAGCUCAGUGCUCCCCCUGCAGCCCCUGGGAGCCCACAAGGGCACUGGGUACCAGGCUGGUGGGCUUGGCAGCCCCUACCUGAGGCAGCAGGCAGCCCAGACACCCUACGUGUCCCCAUUAGGGCUGGACACUUAUUCCUAUCCCUCCGCCCCCCUCCCAGCACCCUCACCAGGCCUCAAGCUGGAGCCACCUCUUGCUCCACGGUGCCCACUGGACUUUACUCCCCAGACCCUGAGUUUCCCUUAUGCCCGGGAUGACCUCUCUCUCUAUGGAGCAUCCCCGGGGCUUGGAGGGACACCACCUUCCCAGAACAGCAUGCAGGCUGUGCCACAGCCUGGUGCCUUCCAGAGGACAUGCCAGCCUUUGCCAGCCAGCGAGCCAUGUUCGGAGCCUGUGAGGGCUGCAGAGAAGCCAGCCCAGGAGGCCAAAGAGAAGACGUGGCUGCCUAGCUGCAGGAAAGAGCAGCUACAGCCCCGGCUUAAUGAGCACCCUGGGGCUCCCAUUGUCAUCCGGGACAGUCCGGUUCCCCGUACCCCACCAGCACUUCCCCCCUGUGCCCAGGAGCACCAGUCUCUUCCACAGAAGGAGGGUGCCAGGCCACCCAGCUCUCCACCGAUGCCUAUCAUUGACAACGUCUUCAGCUUGGCCCCCUAUCACGACUAUCUAGAUGUGCAGGCACCCGAGGCCACAGCUGAGUCUGAUUUGGCUCCAGCCUCCAGUGAGAGCCAUGACAAAGGCUGUAGGAGGACCCUGCCUGCCCAGGAGGGCCCCUCAGGGGUUCACUGCUCACGUAAGGAGGAGAUGGCCCUGGACUUGAGUGUGAAGAAGUCCACAGCAGAGGCUUCUCCCGUCAAGGUCCCUAGUCCUGUGAUACAUGCCAAGCCCACCAAAGCCAUGAAUGUGCCAGAUGUGGGGAACACAGUGUCAGAUCUGCCAGGCCUGAAAAAGAUAGUCACAGAAGCCCCAGGGUUGCCUGGGGUGCCAGCGACCACGGAGGCCAUGCCAAGAACCAACUUCCAUAGCUCUGUGGCCUUCAUGUUCCGAAAGUUCAAGAUCCUCCGACCAGCACCCUUGCCUGCAGCCAUGGUCCCAUCCACACCCACUUCCGCUCCUGCCCCUGCCCAGUCUGCCCCAACUCCCACAUCUGUACCCAUUGGACUACAGAUUCUCACUCAGCCCUUGCCUGUGGCCUGCUUCAACCUGGCAUUGCUCAGCCCUCCAGUAGCUGUGGCAUCCCCUGUCCCCAACCCUGCUCCAGCUCCAUCCCCAGCUCCUGCUCCUGCUCCAGGUGCAGGCCCCACUCCAGCAUGUACACCUGCCCUGGCAGACUCCCCAGAGCAGCACUUCACAGGGCUGCACGCGUCCCUGUGUGAUGCCAUCUCAGGCUCAGUGGCCCACUCCCCACCGGAGAAGCUGCGCGAGUGGCUUGAGACAGCUGGGCCCUGGGGCCAGGCUGCGUGGCAGGACUGCCAGGGUGUACAGGGGCUGCUAAGCAAGCUGCUGUCCCAGCUGCAGAGCUUCGUGCACACACAGCGGUGCCCAUUCCCCCAUGUGGUGCGGGCAGGCGCCAUCUUCGUGCCCAUCCACCUGGUGAAGGAGCGGCUCUUCCCGCAGCUGCCACCAGCUUCUGUGGACCAUGUGCUGCAGGAGCACCGCGUGCAGCUGCGGCCGACCACGCUGUCGGAGGAGCGGGCCCUGCGGGAGCGGGCCCUGCACGGCUGCACCUCACGCAUGCUGAAGCUGCUGGCGCUGCGCCAGCUGCCCGACAUCUACCCUGACCUGCUGGGCCUGCAGUGGCGCGACUGUGUACGCCGCCAGCUGGGUGAGCAUGGGGCAGCCCCAGUAGCCACCGGAGCUGUGUGAGCGAGUGACAGGUGACUUUGACACUGAGGCUGGAGCUGUGUCCCCAUCAGAGCCCACCACGGCCAGAGAUGAGCCAGAGAGCCUAGCCCUGGCUCGGAAGUCACCGACCCCCAAGGUCAGGAAGCCGGGGAAGAAGCCAACAACUCCUGGCCCAGAGAAAGCAGAGCCAGUUGCCAGGGCAGGGUCCGGUGGUUCCUCACCUGCCCCUGCUGCCAGUGCCAGCCCUGCUGGCCCCACGCUGAGGGCCCGCUUCCGCAGCCUGCUGGAAACUGCCUGGCUCAAUGGCCUGGCACUGCCCACUUGGGGCCACAAGGCCUCAGGACCAGACAGGCCCUCACCCCACCCACAGCUGCUGGGUGGCCAGAGCCAUCACCUGUAGCCCUGGUGGCCGGUGCUGUUUGGGCAGCUAUCUGCAGCUCACUCUACCCCUCCUUUCUGUCUG